UUUGCGCAAGCGUCAAGAUCAUAGUCUGUCUGCGAAAUUGUCAUCCAGCAGACGGCACAGACAGUGGCUAUGAAGCUGGUUGUUGUUACUUGCGGUCAAGAACAUCUUGUAGUGCGUAAGUUCGUGCAUAAUUAGUGGUCGAAGAGAAGUUAGUGUAGAGGUUCUACCGUGGUACGUUCGAAAAGUGGAUUUUUCUCUAAAAAAACACCGGGAUGAUUUCUGUGAUUGGAUGGCGGAGGAAUAUUUUGGACCAUUGUGGAUUUUCCGUCUAGAUUCUAGGGAGACGAGAUAGAAGGAGGACGCCGGUCUCAGUUGCUUGAGGAUACCACCUGCAAUACUCCCACGCUGAAUCGUCAUCAUCGUCACGCAUGGAAAACGCAUUAGGCCCAAAGAUUGGAACCUUAUGACAGUCUGGAAAAUUUCGUCCCAGUCAACCGAACAAAAUGUGAUAUAAAUUACAAACCGAAUACCGCCGUGAAGCUCAACAUAUAGCCAACACACACAAACCAAACCCGCAAUAAAAUGGAGCUCACUCCGCAUUUAAAGAGCGUGCUCAUCAACUACCAACACAGUGCCACCAAAAGUCUCCAGGGACCAGGCCUGUCCCUGGUACAGCCCAGAGGAGAACUGGACUCCCCGGAAAUCAAAGAGGACGAAUACUUGAAGUCGUUCCCGGUAGUACAACAGGUACCAAUCUUCACCACGCCGGAUCAAACCUGCAGCGAGAGAACCGAGACUAUCCUCCGCAGCGAAAGCAUCUCCUGCUUCGAGGUAGGAGGCGAGAAGAGAUUGUGCCUGCCCCAGGUGUUGAACAGUGUGCUCAGAGACUUCAGUUUGCAGCAGAUCAACCAGCAGUGCGACGAGCUGCAGAUCUACUGCUCCAGGUGCACGCCCGAGCAGCUUAACGUGCUGAAGAAUCACAGGAUCCUGCCAAGCACUGCGCCAAGUUGCGGGUUGAUAACGAAGACGGACGCGGAAAGGCUGUGCAGUGCACUGCUGCAGGGCAGCCAGACUAAUACGCCCAUCGUGCACAGGAAGAACGCGCUGUCCUUCGGUAUCUACCACGAAUGCUUCGGGAAAUGUCACGGUAUAUGUUUCCCGGAGUUGUACACGUCGAAGAAUGCCAAGUGCAUCGAGUGCGUCGAUUGUAGGUUCGGGUUUUCCCCUCAGCAGUUUGUCUGUCACGCUCAUCGUAACCUGGAGAACAGAACUGUGCAUUGGGGGUUCGAGUCGAGUAAGUGGCGUAGUUAUAUUCUGGUCCCGAAGGAUCAGCCGGAGUAUGAACAGAGGGUGAAGUAUCUGGACGAUAUGAUGUUGAUGUAUGAGGACAAGUUGGCGUUCCCGCCGCCGCAGGUUGUGGAGGCUGUUACUCAUAGAAAACAGAUACUGGCAUCAGAACUGAUGAGAAAUCACGAUCUUCCACUGAAGAAACAAAAAUUACAAGAAUACUCCCAUUUACUUCCACCGUACAACAUGCAGAUACAACAGAUCUACGCUUCCCUGGACCCAUAUUACAACCCAUACGUCCAAGAUCUGGCUAACUUGAGGCACAUCUCAGCCUUCAGGCCUGUACCUUCAAUUUCGGAGAGCAAAAUCAAAAAAGGCAAUCAAUAUGCCGAACCUCCAGUUCUUCAACAUCCUGAAAAAGUUGUGCCAUUAUCAGAGUCUGAAAGAUUCAAUGGAUCCUAUCAGCCGAAUGUGGCACUAGCACCAACGCCGAAGAAACACCUCUUAUAUGGAAAAACAUCAAUCUCCAUAAAUGAAGCUAUUAAGUCUGAUCUCAAACAGAGGGCAAUGAUGGCCAAUGGAAAGACUAAGAAGGAGGUAGAGGAGUUGAAUGACUAUGCUGCUAAAGUCCAACAGUUUUUGCCAAAAGACAAUUUUUCCGUUAGAUUGAAUAGUGAGAUGGACCUUUCUUCAGAUACCGAAGAUAGUGCUUCAGAAUCAUCAGAGAGACCGACUGACCUCAAGCUCUUUGAAGAUCUGCUGAAGAACUUUGAUGCCUCUCCUAGACGUAAAAUCUCAAGGCUAGUGGCCGACCUGCUGCGAGAAAGAGAUUCGCUAGCGGAAAAAUUAAAAGAAAAGGAGGAAAUUAUAAAAAGUCUCCAAGAAAGCCUCGGCAAAGAAGACCUGAAAACCAAGGAAGUUCAAGAGAACAAAUUGGAGGUAAAGGUCGAAGAAAGGCAGGAAAAUUCAACGAACACGAUAAAAGUUGAAAGUACUGCCGAAGUAGUCGACACGGUAAAGCAAGAGGAGCCUGAACAAGCCAGUGUGAUAGUCUCUGCUGAACAAGAGACAAAAAGUUCUACUCAAUGAUCCCCUGUUAUCGUUAAGUGCAUUGGGAAGAACUUUAUAGUCAAAAGUUGUCCACCAUGAUACCACCUUAUCACUCUAUAUCAUUUUGGGCCAGUAGUAUUACUAGAUACUGAAGACUGUUUUGUCUCACAUCGAAGUUUUAAGGUUUGCAUGGUUUUAAGCAAUUUAAAAUCCACUAAAUAGGCUAUUUGUCACAAUAGAAACAUUGAUAUUCGACACUUUCACAAAAAAAAACUAUUGAAUCAAUAAUAAACACAAUUGCUUUUGUAUAUAUUUAUAUACCGGCGGUACAGAUUUAAAGAGUGACGCCAAGCUCAUAACGCCAUCUCUCGAGCUGGCACAGAGUUUUGACGGCCUCUGAAUUUGGCAUUUUGAUUGCUUUGUUUUAUUUUUAUUGAAAGUAGAUAAUAUCUGCUUUUUAUUUGUCGAAUAACCUAUUACAGUCACAAAUAUAACGAAAUUUUUGGAAUGUACAAGUGUUUUCGAUGUAAAACAGCAAUAAUUAUUGAAAUCCGAUGAAAAGCUCGUGUUUAGCUUAAAAUUCGUGAUCAAAAGACAAACCAGAAGUAUUUCGUUAUUUGUGUGUGGAUUUGCACCCCAUGCAAAUCAAAAUUUUUCAUUUCGAGUGAUGUAAGUGAAUAAAAUAUCAGUCAUUGUGGACGAACAAGUUCAAUUAAAUAACUGUGAGGCAAUCGUACUAAAGUAAAUCCACUGGAGAUCGAUCAAAUUUUUACAAAUUGUUCAUUAUAGCUUUAACCAAAUUUGAAUUUCUUGGUAUUUUCAGAGACUUCCAGAAUGAUCUCUACUAUGAGAUUUGAAUAUUUAUUAUUAUGCUUUUGUUUCAUUCAAUAAAUCUUUUUUAUAAAUUUUAACACUUUGCCCUUUGUACCAUAAUCUGGUCUAAUUCGAAAUUGUUCUUGUUAUAUUUUGUUUGUUUUAUUUUUAUUCCUUUUUAAGAUUGUUGAAAUAAUCAUUAUUUUUCAUUAAUAAAAAAAGUACAAAAAAGGUGCUUGAUUGCUACCUUUAUAAUAUUUUUAAUAUCUAAUAUUUUCUAGAUAAACCUUUCUUGCCAUGAUUAUCGAUUGAGAUGUUUUUAUUGCUUUGUGGUUGCAAUUUUUGAAGAAACUGGGUGCCUAUCAUUAUAUUGUAUAAAUUCCAAAUUCACUUUGUUUGGAAUAGAAUAGGAUUGUAUAUAAAAACUUUGAAGUUGAAUAACUUAGGUGAUUGUUUUCAAGAAGAGUCUUUCAUCGAAGUGAAUAACAUAUUUCUAGUUUUCGGAUGAGAUUAGGCGAAUAAAUUGUUUUUGUUUUUUAAUUUCUUCGAUUAAUAAAUGGGAAAAAUCGACCAAAAUUGUAUUUUACUCAGGUAAAUUGAACAAUCGUAAUCUGGAGUGCGCAGGUCGCUUAACUGAUUGUGCAACCACAUUUUUAUUGUAAAUAGAGAAUUGGAAAAUUUUAUGAAUAAUCAAUACUUUCACAAGUAGUUUAUAGCUUAUUAACUUUUGAGUUUUACCCGAGUUUUUUGUAAAUCUUCCGAUAUCUAUUGUUUUAAAUAAGUAUGUGGCGCCUGUAGGAUAAAUAUGUGUACAUAACUGAGCAUUGUAAUUAAGUAUGUAACUGAUUUUGGUUUAUAUUCAAGUUGGCGCUUUAUGUACAAAUACCAGUUUCUAUUUGGUAAAAGGAUCUGUGAGAUUUUGCAUUUCAAGGAUUUCGUAAACCCCUUAUUCACGCAAGGUCUGUAUCAGAGCUUUUUUUGAGCCUUCGGCCUAUUUUUGACGUCUGUCAAGCGUAAACGUCUACCGAACUUUCCUUCAGAAACGUCAAAGUCAAGUCUACCAACAUCUGUUUGACAUGACAAUGGUUUAACAAUUUUGUUACUUCAUGGUGAAUAAACUUAUUAUUAUAUAUAAAUUUUAGAUUUGCAGAUCUGUCGUUAACUCUGAAACAAACGUUAAAAGGCAGUGUUGUGUCAUCAGCAAUAAAUUCAGACCGGAAAUAUAUCUGAGAAAGGCCUCAAAAUAGGCACGACAAAAUGCAAUGAAAUAAGGGAUUCAAACAGAUGUAUUGAAGAAAAUAUAAUUCAUUGAUUUAUUCAACUACUUGAAUUUUUUCAAGUAAAAAAUAUUAAUUGUACUAUAAUCCAGCUUUUUUAAUCAAUAUCAUCAAUUCUCCAAGGAUAUACUACCAAAUUUCAACUGGUACCCUUAGUAAUUUAAUAACUUCUGAAGAUUUGCUUUUCUUCAGUCUCUUUCUCCUUGUCUUUCUCUUAUUUUCAGUUAUAUGGAUGACAGCAUUUCAUAUUUGGCAUAUUUGUAUAGGUUCUUGUAACUUGAAUGCUACUUUUUUUACUCAUUAAUAAUAAUUUAAAAUCAUCUCAUCAAUCAAUUAAUUUGAAUAGAAGAAGAGUAUACUUCUCUAUUUAAUUUCGUUUCUCGUCCAUAUGGCUGGUACAUUUUUUAAAUGGAAUAACAUCAAUUUGAAAUUGAAGGAAUUCGAAAAUGAAAUUUUAACGAAAAUUUCAUGAAAAAAUGAGUACUGCCGAAUUAUUAAAAGCAAUAUUUCCAACGUUUACAUUUGUGUUAUUCCUAUCAAAAUCUCUUUUCUCAAAAGUGACUUGUUGAAUUUGUUAUUGGUUAUAUAUAUAUUUAUAUAUAUUUUGUGAUCUCACAAUAAGAUUUAUUGUUACAUAAUAUUGAAUAAAAAUAGAUAAGUGUGUGUUACUUGAAAAAUAGAGGUAUAUUAUGUCAAAUAUACAAGAUUAUUUCAUUAAUAUAUAUUUCUGAAUUUUAUGUGUCAAAUAAAUGCAUUAAUUUAUA
Harmonia axyridis is the source of this 5131-nucleotide messenger RNA. Its product is annotated as ski oncogene. The coding region runs from base 523 to 2316 and encodes 597 amino acids. Gene Ontology annotation, molecular function: SMAD binding; RNA polymerase II cis-regulatory region sequence-specific DNA binding; DNA-binding transcription factor activity, RNA polymerase II-specific. The record is from RefSeq and is a predicted model, not a curated record. The transcript is spliced from 5 exons. Gene Ontology annotation, cellular component: nucleus. Lineage: Eukaryota; Metazoa; Arthropoda; Insecta; Coleoptera; Coccinellidae. Gene Ontology annotation, biological process: negative regulation of BMP signaling pathway.